GAUCACAUUAGUAUUCCCGUCCUAUCAAUGUGCGGGGCAGCGCACCACGUCAGGCGGACAGAUUGCCUGCGUCUGCCAGUCCCGCCACGGAUCCAUUUGGGAUCCUCAAACAGAUGAGCCCGUAGAGACGGGGGAUCAAGGCAGCCUAUUAGAGCCGAUUGCCUGCCUCGGGGACUGCCAGCCUUCCAGGCCUGGCGACGGGGGAGGGAGGGGAAAGACGACGGAGCGCCGCUGCGGGAAGACUCUGAGGCGAGAGCUAGACUCAUACCCGCCCCCCCACCAACUCCCACCUUACAGCGCAGGCUUUGAAAGCUGCUCCCCCAUCUGAAUGGAAACUCAGAACCGCCUGGCGGCGCGUUCCUUCUCGCCCAGCGCUGCAAUCCAUGCCGAGGGGAAGGUAGUGCGAGCCCGCGCCAGCGCCCAGCUCCCGGGACAGGGCCGGCAAUGCUGCUGAGCAGAACUUGACCGAGCCCCUUCCUCGCUGCUCAGUGGAAGCGAUGCUGCAGCGCACAGCCAGCGCUUCCCCGGCUCUCCUUCAAGCUGAAGGUUACCCACCCGCGCAGCCAGCCCCAACCCUGUGAGCGCCGCGCCUCGAUUCCCGGCUCCGGCUGCUUGGCGGCGCGCAGGGCAACGACCGGGCCGCCCGCGCCGGGGCGCACUGCACCAGCGGCUUCGGCUUGGUGGAUGUGUAUGCAUGAGUUCUGCACCGAAUGGGCGCAAAAAGCGCCCCAGCCGGUCCACCCGCUCCUCGAUCUUCCAGAUCAGCAAGCCCCCGCUGCAGAGCGGGGAUUGGGAGCGCAGGGGCAGCAACUCCGAGAGCGCCCACAAAACCCAACGAGCCCUGGACGACUGCAAGAUGCUUGUCCAAGAGUUCAACACGCAAGUGGCCCUGUACCGAGAGCUGGUCAUUUCUAUCGGGGACGUCUCCGUCAGUUGCCCCUCACUCCGGGAGGAAAUGCACAAGACAAGAACCAAAGGCUGUGAAAUGGCUCGUCAGGCACACCAAAAACUUGCUGCCAUCUCGGGCCCGGAAGAUGGUGAGAUCCACCCAGAAAUCUGUCGGCUUUAUAUCCAGCUGCAGUGCUGCUUGGAAAUGUAUACAACAGAGAUGCUCAAAUCCAUAUGUCUGCUGGGGUCUCUUCAGUUUCACCGAAAAGGAAAGGAGCCUGGUGGGGGAACCAAGAGUUUGGAUUGCAAAAUUGAGGAGAGUACUGAAACACCUGCUCUAGAGGACUCCUCAUCAUCCCCUGUAGAUAUUCAGCAACAUUCCUGGCAGGUUUCCACAGACAUUGAGAACACUGAAAGAGACAUGCGAGAAAUGAAAAACCUUUUAAGCAAACUCAGGGAAACUAUGCCUUUACCAUUGAAAAAUCAAGAUGACAGCAGCCUUCUAAAUCUAACUCCCUACCCCUUGGUUAGAAGACGGAAGAGAAGGUUCUUUGGGCUGUGUUGUCUGGUCUCAAGCUAGGCAAUUCCUCCUGGAAACCCACCGUUGCGAAGACCUGAAAAUAUCACAGAACCUGAGGACCUCCAGACAGCUGAACCACAAUUAUUGGUUUUUGACUAUGUUUUCUAUGCUUCCUUAUUACUUUUAUUCGCCUCCCCCUACCCUUUUAAAUGAUUUUACAUCUGAAAGCAGCUGCUGUCAAGGGAAAAAAAAAAAAAAAAGAUUCACAAAGCAGGCUGUUUUUAAAAGGAUUUUUAAAGCUGACAUUGUGCAUGUCUGUUCCAAACCAUACCAUGACAGAUGCAAGAAUUAUGGUUUUUAAAUUAUUUAAAAGUUUUUUUAAAUGUAUAAUACAGAGAAAAAUUAUUUCAUGUAUAAUAGUAUAUCUUUAGCUCUUGCUGGUCUCAUGUGAACACUUUAUCAUAUAUGAGAGUCUUUAAACAUAGAAAUCUAUCUAAAACUGCAAAACUGUGUUCAAAAAUCCAAUCUAUCAAUAUUAUUAGAAAUAAUAUUAUAAUCAAACAUACACCACCUCACCUAUUGCUUUGUCUGCACCCAUUUACAUUUAGUCUUCCAUUCUGUCAGAAUCCAAGAGCUUCUACAUAAAGAUAUCUUAAUUUAUAAUGCAACAGAAACCAUAUAUGAAACGUAUUUAAAUUUUGUAAAUACACAAUAAUCCUAAUACCUUCGUACAAUGCAUAUGGGCAACUAAUUUCCUUUUGAUCCAAUGGUGUCUUUUUCAGCUUCUUGGAGAAUGAAGUAAUCCAGUUAGAAAAUGGUGUAGUAACAUAUACAAUUACCCUCAAAUGUAAAAUUGAAUAUUAUCAUAUUUUGUUCUAAUUGAAAUCUGAAGCAUGAUGUCUGCGCAUCAGCAUAGUGUUAAAUCUUAUAGGGCAUGCUGGAAUUAGCUCAGAUCAUAAAAAUAUUUAACAUUUUAUGUUAAUAAAAUCUUUUUAGUUAAGCUAAGCUUGUCUCAUUUUAGAUGACUAUGCAGAUAUGACUUUUCCAAUGUGUACUUGGUGUCUUGUCUUAAGCUUAGAAUCUUGAAAGCAGGACACAUUAAGCAAUACUAUAUUUUAGAAAGGAGGAGGCCACAUGCUUUGUUUUUCUGCUCACAGCUCUGUUAUGAUCUUCCUCACUAAACUUGUAACAUGAUACAAAUUUUGUUGUAUCUUCCCCUGUUCUUCCUUGGCCCGUUACCCAAACAGAAUUUCCCAUGGGUUGAGAGACCAGGCCUUUGGACUUCUUUUCUUGCUUUCCACAAUCUGAGGAAUCCUCAAGUCAGACAAGAGGCACCAGUGUCUAGUCCAAUGAAAGGAUGAGCUAGAUGCUGAUCAGUGGUUUACCCAAGAUGCAUCUUUAAUCCCAACCCUAUACUUUCUCAGUACUUAUGUGCAUAGGCAUUUAUAUGUCCAAUAUUUUGACCCAGCAACUAAAUAUAGUAAAGCUGUUAGCUUUAGUGAAGAUGAAGAUAGGUUAUACAAACUACUGGAAUAAUUCUUGUAUUAGAUUGACCUAUAUGAGAUUGCUGCUGUUUGACUGUUUUGACCUACAAAAAUGGCAGUUUCAUAUGGUUCAACCUAAUAUCUGAUGUUGUGAAGAUUAUACUCGGAAUUACCUAAUAUCUGAUGUUGUGAAGAUUAUACUCGGAAUUACCUAAUAUCUGAUGUUGUGAAGAUUAUACUCGGAAUUAUCUUCUAGCUUUUGUGAUUGAAAGCGAAAGGAUUAGAGGGUUGGAAGAGAUCUCAAAAGGCUAUGCAGGUCUCUAUUGAGAUCAUACCAGCUGGGUUUUGGCCUUAUUCUUGGCACCCAGAGUUGUGUGCUCCAGUGAACUGGUAAUUAACGCACGAUUACAGGUGUGCCUGACUUCGUACAAAGAGGUACCCUUGAAAGUUAUAUGAGAAAACCACAACUUUCUAAGUCAAGUAUUUGGAAGACGGUUGUUGGAAUAUGCUAUUUAGAGACUCUUAGAAUGAAUACCCCCUUGCAAAGCAGGUAACCACUCCCAGAUUUAUCUGGUCUGCAAACCCUGAUUUCAUAAAUCAGGUUUGACAAAAGUUUAAUAUCUUUUUUUGAGUAUGGUUCAUUUCAUCCCGUGUGCUUAAUUCACUUAAGGUCCAUUGUUUUAGAAAUCAUAAAAUAGCCCAAUUGGGCCCGCUCUCGGCUCCCGCCUUUGCCCUCACCCACCUUUCCACUAUACUGAACCCUUAGCCUCAAUCUAGUUCCCAUUAAUUCAUGCGAAGUUAUUAACCAAUAAGCCCAACCUCCUCUAAAUGCUUGAUCUAAAUCACUUCUGCUUGGUUAAUUUGUGCUCACUCUCGCCUUAGUCCGGUAUGAAAGGAACACUUACCUCCUGUGCCAUUGUCCUUUGUACAAACUGAAGACUGUUAAUAAAUUCAGGUCUCGGGGCGCCUGGGUGGCUCAGUUGGUUAAGCGACUGCCUUCGGCUCAGGUCAUGAUCCUGGAGUCCCGGGAUCGAGUCCCGCAUCGGGCUCCCUGCUCGGCGGGGGGUCUGCUUCUUCCUCUGACCCUCCUCCCUCUCGUGCUCUCUGUCUCUCAUUCUCUCUCUCUCAAAUAAAUAAAUAAAAUCUUUUAAAAAAAUAAAUAAAUAAAUUCAGGUCUCACCUCCAGGUCUGGGAGGGCUAUAGUAGCUAUUCAUGGGGAUGGGAAUUUGUCUAAUUCCCCAGCUAGGCUUUCCAUAUCUAAGGUAGAUAAAUUCAGCCACUUUAUCUUUUAUUCAUAGUGCCUGUUUCCCAGACUUUAAUUGGUUUUGUAGUUCCUGUGGACACACUCCAAGAUUUAUAGACCUUCUUUCACUAGCAGGUCCUAAAGUGAAAUUUAGUGCUCCAAGUCGUGAUGACCUACACUGGCUCGUAAUGGCAAUAGAUAGCUCACCAUCUCCCAUUAGAUAUGCCAAUGCAUCUCUUUAGGAGCUGACCCCACUCUCCUCUCACCUACCAAAGGACUUUCUCAGGUGUAGUCCAUGAGAUCGAAGUCUACUGUCUCGGCCUCCUGCUGGUAAUUCGCUUUCAGAUUAGCAAUAACGCUGAGCUGAUCCCCAGCGGUAAGGUGAGAACACUGAACCCAUUCCGCUGCAUGUACUCACAUGCGGAAACUGGAAAAGGAUGUCAACUUUUUCUGGCACACCUUCACCCGUUUUACCACCGUAAUUUUAAUAUCCCGUGUUGAUUCAUCGUUUUCUUUUUUUCAGAUUACAGAGGCAAUAUAUGUUCUUUGUGGGAAAUCGGAAACAUACCACCAAGUAUAAAGAAAAUAAAAAUCAGCUGAAUCCCACCACAGUCAUAUUGUUUAAAACCACAUUUCCAGGCUUUAAGUCAGUCAGUGGCUGGGCCCAAAGGCACUUGUGGAGAAGGUACGUGAGCAAAUGCCCACAGGGUCGAGGUAUCACUUUAAAAUAUCUGUCCGUUGAUGUUUUGCACACCUCUAGGAGCAGAUCAGUUCAAACUUCUGCUUGAGCCAUUGUUCAAGGGUACAAAGAAGACUUUAGAAGUAGCACAGCCCUGAUGCCUCCUCUCAUGAAAGCUCUUAGGGAAAUUCUAAAAUCCUUCCAGAUGAUUUUGUUCCUCGGUGCUCCGCUAACUGUUGGAUACUUACUAUAUGACAAUACUGCCACCUACCGAAUGCUGAGCUUCAGAAUAAGAAGGGAAAACAAAUGCACAGGGUGUAAAAGCUUCUCAUUUAUUUUAGACAGCAAACAGUGGGCCAGAUUAACAAUAUCCCAUAUGGAAUUCAGAUCCUGGAAGUCUCAAAGUGGAAAGGAUUAAGAAUAUCAUCCAGACUCACUUCCCAUGCCACACGCACAUACCUAAGCACUGUCUAUCGUUUCUUUGUGUUCUAGAACGUCAUCAGGUGCAAAAUGCUCAGCUUGCAUAUAACUACAGAUAGGAUGAGAAAAACCAGUGAUGCUAUAGGCCCAUAAUAAAUCAUUAUAAUUAAAUAUAAAGAUCAGAAAUAAACCCAAGAACAUAGAAGCAUUGAGUGCAGUAUAAAGAUAGUAUUUCAAAUCUGUGAAAAAAGGUUGGAUUACUAAAUAACUUGGGAUGACUUGUUGGCCAUUUAUUGGGGGAAAUACUAGACCUAUACCUCAUAACUUCCAUCAAAAGAAAUUCUAGGUGAAGUUAAGAUUUAGAUGUUAAAGCACAUAAGCAUAUAAAAGGACUAGCAGACAAUAUUGACAAAUAUUUACGUGAUUUUACCAUUAAAAAAAAAAAAGCC
Messenger RNA from Mirounga angustirostris (Northern elephant seal), 5683 nucleotides. It is a transcript of the gene RGS7BP, whose product is annotated as regulator of G protein signaling 7 binding protein. Gene Ontology annotation, cellular component: nucleus; neuron projection; postsynapse. Bases 695 to 1468 code for a protein of 257 amino acids. The transcript has 6 exons. NCBI's taxonomy places the organism in Eukaryota, Metazoa, Chordata, Mammalia, Carnivora, Phocidae. The record is from RefSeq and is a predicted model, not a curated record. Gene Ontology annotation, biological process: G protein-coupled receptor signaling pathway.